AUGUGCGCCGUUGUGAAAAUUUCCGAGCCGAGGGGUCAACUCGAAAUUCGGAUGUUCGACAAGGAUUUAGUGCUCUCCCUUGAGCACUGGAUCGGAGCGAUCAUCAUCACCCUCGUGUUUUAUGGAUGUGCCCGUUUUUUCACGAGGGAUCGUUUUGAUCGUUUCAUGCGUUCCCUGAUUGGUCUCUGGGCCCUCAUGGCUGAUACAAACUCAUUCAGUCCACAAACUAUUCCAAAAUAUGAGAGUUCUGCUAUAUCAGUCCUGCCUCUAGUCAAGGUGGAGUUAUUAAGAGAAAAUGACGACUACGACAGUGGCGUCGAGAUUUCUUUCCAAUUUUUGCGAUCCGUUGUCAACUACGUGGUCUUCGGCGUCGACUUCGUGAAGUUUCGUCAGCUUCUGGAUUCGAGAACGAUCGCCGAGGUGAAGAAUGCGGUGGAAAGAAAUACGGAUAGCUUGUACGACGAGCUUUACUGUAAAACAGAAUGUGAGGUGCAUACCUUCGACAAAAUGGUUGUCAACCCUCCAAAACCUCACGAUGAGAUUCCAUCCCGCGUGGUGCGUGUGAAAUGCCCAAUUGGAAUCAUUACCUUCCCAAACCGAGAGGAAAGCCAUGAAGAUUUGAAGUGCGUAACCGAUUUUCAUGCGCUCCACGUCGCCGAGCCACUUUUCCAACGUAUGCCAACGAAAAUCAUCUUACGUUAUUUGCUUCUGAGUAACGGUCGAAUUUUGAAGUCGGAGAGCUUGUUCAAAGUGAAUGUGCCAGAUGUUGAGGUUUCCGGACUGGGAUUAUGUGUGGUGUGCAUGACGGAUGAAGCCAAUAUUGCUCUUCUGCCUUGUAAACACACGAGUACGUGUUCUGGGUGUACUUCAAAGCUUGCGGACCGAUGCCCGAUACUUAUUUUCAACUGGGUCUACCUGGCGAGCAAAGGAGGAGUGGUGAUUCCUAUGAGGAAGAAAUUUAGGUCGUUUCGUGUGCAGUGUAAAGUCUCAAGAUGGCUCAUUUAUUUGGGGGCUUGGCGUCCACCGAAACGGAAAGACCUGCGGGACUUUACCGACCUGCAUAUGGCAAAACCCACGUUAGUUCGAUUUCGACCGUGGUGGUUUCCUUCGUUCGUCUUGAUGUCGUCGAUAAUGGUGAAAUAUCACGGCCUUUUCCAGACACACCGACGGCAAGCUUCAUCCGAUGCUACUCAAUUCAAGGCUCUCACUCAAAUCGAUGCUCUCCAUCGAUUGGAGAAAGAACUUCAGAAGCUUUUGGCGACUGCUAAAUCUGAUGAGAAAAUGCUGAUCGAGAAGGAAUACGAGGGAUUUUCGAAGUUAUUCACGAGGUUUUUGAACGAGUCCAGCUCUGCAAUCGAUUGGGAACGAAUCGAACGAGUAUCUAAUGAGACGUUUCUGAAUAAGACUUACGGGGCAAACGUGCCAUUAGUGUUGAUGAACUCUUUCAACACUGACGAUGACACCGAAAAAGUUCUUCGCAAGUACACAAAUCUCAAUGUGACGAUCAAGACUUUCAUGCAAAGCCGGUACCCCAGAAUCAAUAAGGAAUCACUAAUCCCGGUUGCGAAAACUUGUGAUACAAAUGAUGAUCAGGAAGCGAUUCUGGACGAAGGCACUCUGAGCGCCGAGAUCAUAGUGAAUAAUAAGACCUUGUCGAAUGGCAUGAAUGUUAUCCAAUUGGAAACUGCCGUCGGUGCCGCCAUGAAGUGUUUCGAUAAAGGGCUUGGCGUCAAUGUGCCGAGGUCUCGCUUUUUGCCGGUGAAGAAAUCGCAAGAUCUUCUGCUGGUGAUGAGUAAUCUUUACAACUUGAGAAAUGGAUCAUUAGCCAUGAGCCCUAUGAGAAUGUUUCCUGGGACCCCGUUGAUUAAAUUGGGUAACAGUUUUGACAAUGUCAGAGAAUUUUUGCGUCGAUUUGAGACAAUCCCUGAUGUUCUGGAACUUGAUCAUCUCACCGUUUCCGGAGAUGUGAACUUCGGCCGCCACGUUCACUUGAAGGGCACCGUCAUUAUCAUAGCCAAUCAUGGGGACAGGAUUGACAUCCCUCAGGGCUCAGUGCUGGAAAACAAGAUCAUUUCAGGAAACUUGCGCAUUCUGGACCACUAAGAUUCCUCUCGAACAUUGAGGAAUCAGCUGACAGUGGGACUUCACAGACGUAGUUUGAAGUAUCUAAUUUUUUAGUCAAUUUUGGAAGGUAUCACUAAUUCAUAUCAAUCUUCCUCUACUGUACGAUGUGUUCGGACAUCGAGUAGAGACCCAUGUGCUGUGUACGUGUGAUGAACGAUUGAAUCCAGAAUCGUCUUCCUCUUGUGCCAAGUUGGUCUGCUAGUAGUGUUGACGCUUUCGUGUUCGGAUAUUGCGCAAUUCAGAUCACUAAAGGCAGCUGCGUUUAUCUAGGAGUUUUCAUGUUUGUUCAAUCCAAAUCGUAAUCUUGGCCCGAAGCAUCGGUACCUUGUGGCCAUUCGGAAUCAAACCACCGAUUUUGUGGCUGUUGACAUUUUGUCGUGGAAUUCAAACCGGGUGUGAUUUUCUUAUCGAAAAGAAAAAGGGAAAUUGCUGGGCAUGAUUGGCGCGCGUGUUCUUGUUGGUGACUGUGUUGGCCUUCUCAGGAAAUUUGGAUUAACCCGUGUGUCUUCUGGUGAUCAGCUGUUGUAAACGAAAGAAUCUAAGGAAUAGUUUUUUUGUUGUUUUGGAAUCGAAGCAAUGGUGCCAUAUUGACGACGUAUUUUGGAGUGUUCUCUAUUUCAUACUUGCGAUGAUGUCGCGGGUGACUUCGCUUGGUGGAAGCUCUUGACGUGAUGUGUUUAUUCGGUGAGGAGUGAAUCAAAUCAAAUUGAGAAAACGGAUCUAGUGUCAAUUUGAAUGCUUACUAUCCUCAGUUGAAUUAAACUUGGGCUGUAAGUUCAGAAUGUCACGUGGUCGACUUUUGGAACUUCGUGGGCAUACUCGUUAUUUCGUGAGGUGUAAGUGUUGUUCGCUGGUGCACAAUGUGACCAAAAACCUUCACUUGCCAUGAUUUGAGAACUUCUCUGGUCGCGUUUUUGCUUGUGCAAUAUGAAAUUUGAAGGGAUUGGGUUAUGAAGUUGAAGAUUCACUGGGGAAUAAAAUUUAAUUUUAACCCUGUA
This is a messenger RNA of Notodromas monacha, 3122 nucleotides long. NCBI's taxonomy places the organism in Eukaryota, Metazoa, Arthropoda, Ostracoda, Podocopida, Cyprididae. The record is from the annotation of a GenBank genome assembly.